Molecule: messenger RNA, 1770 nt
Organism: Lentinula edodes (shiitake mushroom)
Lineage: Eukaryota; Fungi; Basidiomycota; Agaricomycetes; Agaricales; Omphalotaceae
Product: WSC domain-containing protein
Exons: 10
Coding region: 174-1526 (450 amino acids)
Source: RefSeq, a predicted model, not a curated record
AGGUGACAGCUCUCAACCUCCAGUCAUCGAAUCAGCGUCGAAUUUUGCUAUCCAACAUGGGUUGAAUAGUUCCUCGGAGCAUAUCGGUACCUAUGACCACUCAAGAGAUGCUGUAUAUAAGAAGGAGUACAAGUUUGCAUCCUUACUCGGACCCAAUAUGGUCAGUAUAAAAAAUGCUCGAUGCUCUGCUAUGGUCGCCCCGUCUUUGCUCUAAAACUGAAGUCGUUCACUCAAAAAUGAAACUUCACAACCUCAAAAUCGUCCUCACUUUCAUUUCUACGCUCAUUAACCUCGUACCAACAUCUAUGUCGGAGAAUCUCGAAGAUCUGGAUGCUAGCGCGCUUGUUAUCCGUCAGUCAUCUCCAACCCCAGUAAACAAAAUUGGAGAUUGGUCAUUAGUCGGUUGUUUUACUGAUAUAUCGACCGCUCGAACACUUUCUGCGGCCUCGCUUCCGGCCAGUGAUAACCUGACACUCGAGACUUGUGUCGCGUUCUGUAAUUCUGUCGACUAUAUUUUCGCCGGAGUCGAGUUCGCUCAAGAAUGUUACUGCGAUUCCACGAUCCAGAUACCCAGCGUACCCUCUAACCUGACAGCCUGUGACUUUUCCUGCUCUGGGAAUUCGUCUGAGUUAUGCGGAGGAUCAGAUAAUAUUCUCAUCUACACGAAUGGUCAACCGGCACCUGUGAUCGUCCAGGACGUAGGGCAAUGGUCUUACGAGGGGUGCUUUACGGAUAGCGUUGCGAUGCGUGAUUUGGAUGUCGGACUCGACGUUCCAGCCGGAGUUACAGCCGCAUCUUGCACCGCUGCGUGUCAAACAGAGAAUUUCGUCUUUGCGGGCCUCGAAAAUGGCCAGGAAUGUUGGUGCGGCAGUACGCUGGGUAACACUAGUAUCCACGUCGGUGACGACGACUGUCGUGCCGUCUGCACCUCUGAUCAUUCAGAGUACUGCGGGGCCGCCAAUAGACUUGCAGUUUACCAGUUCACUGCGUCGGGAACACCACCACCACCAACAACAUGCGCAUCGGAGAAUAUCUCCAACUUCACCUUACUCGCCAACUUCAAGAACCCUCCAGAGGAUGGAUCGUCCGGCGAGGUGCCAUUGAAGAUCGUGUUGGUGGAGAUGGUUCCGAGUGUGACGUGGGCGAUUCUUUCGGCUUGUGAACUUUGUUGCUCGGAUUGGCCUACAUACUCGCUCCAAAAUUCCAUCUUUUUGCCUCACUCACUAUCGAACCCUGGGCAGUUGAUGGUAUCGAGUGCCCCAGGACCUGGAGAGUCACCAAAUUUUGUUGCUUCUGAUCCUGCGUUCCCUGGAUUCCAAUCCUACUGUGCAACGGACUCCACCUCAAACAACAGUCUACCCCUUCUUGCAUUUGGAGACAUAUCGGACGCUUUCGCACUUUGCACGAAUACGUCUGUGAAUGCUAAUGGGCGAUUGGACGUGGUCUUUGAGCCUGUGUCAAAUCAUCUGCAUUAUGUUUUGGAUGACUGCAUUCCAAUUACUAUUGAAAUAAUAGGGAGCGACUGAUACUUGAACUUGUAGUAUGACUGAUGAUACCCAUGUGUAUGUAAUAGCCUGCUGUGCCUUCCUAUGCUAUCCUAUGCUAUCCUAGAUUUUUUGUUCCCGCUGCCAUUUCUUCGGUUUCCAUUCAUAUAUAAGCAAAAGUUAUGCCUUGUUCUAAAAACCGGACAAUGGACGUGGGCUCUUCAUGGACAGCCAAGAUUCAUAUGGAUUGCGAGGGCCGCAGAUUUGAAUAAUGAAGCCAUGUCCA